Messenger RNA from Dipodomys ordii (Ord's kangaroo rat), 1766 nucleotides. It is a transcript of the gene Tnfrsf8, whose product is annotated as tumor necrosis factor receptor superfamily, member 8. Gene Ontology annotation, molecular function: protein binding; transmembrane signaling receptor activity. Gene Ontology annotation, biological process: signal transduction. The record is from RefSeq and is a predicted model, not a curated record. NCBI's taxonomy places the organism in Eukaryota, Metazoa, Chordata, Mammalia, Rodentia, Heteromyidae. The transcript is spliced from 13 exons. The coding region runs from base 1 to 1455 and encodes 484 amino acids.
AUGCGCGCCCUCCUCCCCGCGGUGCCCCUGCUGCUGCUGGGGACGCUCCGGGCCUUCCCGCAGGAGCUAUCCCAGAAGUCCAGUUGUGCCGGAGACCCCAGCUUCUACCAUGACCAGGCUUCAGGGAAGUGCUGUUACCGCUGUCCUUCGGGCUGGUCCCAGUUGAGGCCCUGCCCGCAGAGGUCUGCGGACUGCAGGAAGCAGUGUGAGCCCGAUUACUACCUGAAUGAGGCGGGCCGCUGCACGGCCUGUGUCAGCUGUUUGAGAGAUGACCUUGUGGAGAAGGCGCCGUGCGUUGGGAACUCCUCCCGCGUCUGCGAGUGCCGCCCUGGCAUGUUCUGUACCACCUCAGCCACCAACUCCUGCGCCCGCUGCUCCCCUCACUCCGUCUGCCCUGCGGGGUGGGUGGUCCAGGUCCCAGGCACAGCAGAAAAGGACACUGUUUGCCAGCAGCCUCCCCUCCCUGGCUCCAGCGACACCAACCCACAGGACUCCAAGACCCCCACCAGCUCUGCUCCCCCGGCCGCUGCCAGGACCUCCCAUCCCUGGAGGAGCAGCGCCCUCCGGCUGGGAGGGACGGCCAGUCUCGCGAGGACUCCCAGAUCCCAACCAGGUAUGGCCGAAAGAGACACGACCUUGGAGCCGCUUCCCUUGGGGACCUCCCCAGACUACAGCACCCCCCAAAACAGCAAGACACCUGCCAGCACCACCCUGAGCCCGCUGCUGGAGUCCAAGACCAGCAGGACCGUGUUGAUCUCCACCCGCUCUCUCCCCUCCACCCGGAAACCCAUUCUGAAUGCAGCUGUAAAAUGGAAGCGCAGGGGCAGUGCAGCGAGUGGCCAGUACCUCACCCUGUAUGUUGGAGGCUCUUUGCUACUGCCCAGGGAGCUGUGUGGGGUGCUCUGGGCUCUCCUGAGGGGUUACAAGCCCCCCACCCUGCCCAGAGGGAGCCUCCAGGCUCUGAACCAAGAUGGGCGUAGACACAGUGACGAUGCCAGACCUGCCAGGACCCUGUCAGAGUCAACAAGAAUAUCGGUGACCGAGUUUGGCCCGGGCUCGCUGAGCACAGCCAGCCCCCCAGCCGUGGAGCUGAGUCCCCCUGUCGGGGCAGCUUGCCUGGAGAGCCUGCCACUGCUGGACGCCAGCCUGGCCGAGGGACCCUCCGUGCCCAGGGACUCUCUGGAGCCCCGUGUGUCCACAGAGCACACGAAUAACAGGAUUGAGAAAAUCUACAUCAUGAAGGCCGACACCGUGAUUGUGGGGACCGUGAAGACUGAGGUACCCGAGAGCCGAGGUCUGGGGGGGCCGGGGGAGCCCGAGCUGGAAGUGGACCACGCACCGCACUUCCCGGAGCAGGAGACGGAGCCACCUCCGGGCAGCGGUGAGGACGUCAUGUUCUCCGUGGAGGAGGAAGGGAAGGAGGACUCCGGGCCCAUGACCAUGUCUGGGAAGUGAGGCCCGGGCAGCUGAGUGCCCCUUGAGGUCAGGGAGAUGGAGGCCGGUGGGGCGUGAACGGAAGCACUGGGCACUUGGGAUGGACCCGGGUGGGCAUCCUGGCUUGUGUUCUUGCCUGACACCAGGAACUCAUAGUCAGGACAGCACCCACCCAAGGAGGGGCCGUGAGGUUGGCUCCAUGUCCCUCGCCAGCACCCCUGUGGCCUCUCCUCUCUCCCUGGGCCUCCAUGGUAACAGCCUCCAGGCCUUGCUGGUGUGUCGCCAGCCCCCAGUUACUAUGCACAUGGCCAGGGUGGGUGCAGAGCCCGGCC